AUGAAAAAAGCAAACUCAAAUGGUAAUGAGAGAGAAGCGAAGCGAGGAAGAAAGUGCACGAGAAGAGAACAGCUGCAGAGGCACUUGAAGUUCGGUGAUGGACCAAGGAAUUUCAAGAAACGGAUGAAAAGAAGGCAUGCAGUGGCUCACAGUAAUUUAAGGGUCGUCACUCUCUGGAAUGGUGUGACAGAGGAGGCCAUAGAAUCUCGUCCAGGCAUAGGUCAAACACUCGAUGGAAAGAUGGAAGAAAAGGGGAAAGCGAUUGCACGACUCGAGGUAAAGGAUGUUUCAGACGCGCCCAGCAAUGAUGAUCUCGAAGUGCUUCAUCUGGUCAGGGAACCACCUCUAGAAUGUUUCGAACUCGUCAUGGAUGAUGAAUCAGGAGCACCUCCUAGAAUAUCCAUGUUUGAAGAAGUAAUUAGAAGGAAAAGCAUCUUGGCUGAAACGACAAAGCUAGAAUCAUACGAUGUCGAAAGAAUCGCAUUGUUUCACCAAAUUCUCUGCAGGGCUUAUAACGACAUUAUCGAUUAUACCAAUUGUCUUUGGGAAUUUCUCGAAGGGCAAACGGACUCCCUUGGUUGGGUUCGGGAGCGUUGGGAAGACCUUAUCUCAAUCAAGGAUUUCUUUGACGAAGAUGAUAAAGAUCCAGAGAUUCUACUUUCGCCAGUGGUAAUCAUGAGGAGGUUUCAUCAAGCUUUCAUAUUCCUUGAGGAUACCUGGAAAGCGAUAUUAGACCAGAAUUGGGGAAAUUUAGAGAUUUCGUUGUCAGCGGUCGUGGCGAUUAGCGAUGUCCGAACUACCAUGAAGUCAGUUGAGCCUCAAUGUGACAAUCGUGAUUUCGAUAAAUUCGGCUGCCGUUAUCCUGACGGGAAGCUCCAGCCCGCGAAGAAUUUACCGACUGAGAAUUGUCACACAGUCAAGAGAGUUCAACUGUUUGAAACGGAACCGCCAGCUAAAAUGACCAGAUUGAUGGAAGAACAUGCAAGCUUGUGGAUCAAGAAGCUCACGGGAUGCCCUUGUGGGACGUGGUGUGCAGGGCCUUCACAAAGCUCAUGA
Molecule: messenger RNA, 1056 nt
Organism: Botrytis byssoidea
Lineage: Eukaryota; Fungi; Ascomycota; Leotiomycetes; Helotiales; Sclerotiniaceae
Exons: 3
Coding region: 1-1056 (351 amino acids)
Source: RefSeq, a predicted model, not a curated record